This is a messenger RNA of Mytilinidion resinicola, 1198 nucleotides long. RefSeq lists its product as uncharacterized. Bases 460 to 1140 code for a protein of 226 amino acids. NCBI's taxonomy places the organism in Eukaryota, Fungi, Ascomycota, Dothideomycetes, Mytilinidiales, Mytilinidiaceae. The record is from RefSeq and is a predicted model, not a curated record. The transcript has a single exon.
GGCCUUUCAACCUUGGAGCUGAUGUCCUAUCUUCAUGGUUAAAACUAGCAGAGUUUCCCACAAAGAAUGGGGUUGAAGAUUUAGAGUUGCGAUGCACCAUGUUCGGCCUCCAAGUAUGCCUCGGUGCACUGCCACCGUCCAAUAAGGGAGCAUGCUCCCUCAGCCUCCAACCUCUUUUCAGCCUUGUCGCGUAUUCCCGUUUUUGCAUAUUAGCUGCCACGACCCCACCGAUCACUAGAUGUCUUCGACGGCUACAAAACCUCCCAAACUCUCAACUCGCAUCUUCGACUUCCCUCGGACCUCAGAUCUCCCAAUCUAAUGACCUUGACCGCUGCGGGUCAUGUCAUAGGAGCAUUUAGAGUUCUCAGAGAAUGCAAAAGAAGCCCAUAGUCUCGUAAGGAUGAAUACUCCGUUUUUCUGUUCUUUAGGUAAAGAAAGCAAGCAGGAACUCCAUUUUUCAUGUCGACAGAAAUUCGAUCUGAAGAAGUCGGGCACUUCUUUAAUGCUCCUACCAGAGGCAGCGACGUCUUCUAUGGCCGAGAAGACCUCCUUCUCGAAAUAAAGCAGUCGCUGCACCCAAAGCCAUCCCAACCGAAACCAUCCAACCAGUCUCUUCCGAAUACCGUGUGGCUGUCAGGCCUUGGAGGUGUCGGAAAAACAGAGAUCGCUCGUGAAUAUGCGUUUCGCUGGUCUUCAGAUUACAAGGUCGUCCUCUGGAUCAACGCAAAAAGCGAAUCUACAAUCUUGAGGAGCUUUGCCGUCAUCGCCGUUCUGCUAGGCAUUCUGCAGCCGAACGUUGAGCUGAAUCCACGACAUGGUUUGCGUUUGACGCAGAACUGGCUGGCAGGCUUAGCUGGAAGAAAUCCCGAUGGUCAUGACUCUUGGUUGAUGAUCUUUGACAAUACUGACGAUCCAAUUUUGCUGGAUGAUUUCAUUCCUCGACACAGUCCUAACGGUGCAGUACUCAUCACAAGCCGGCGACCAUCACCAGGUGCCUCCGAGGCCACUGCUCUAGAAGUCCUACCACUGUCCAACGAAGAUGGACUGCAACUCUUACUUGAUUUGUCACACCUCCACGAUAACGCUGAGGUUGAGGGUGACAACAUGGCAGCUGGCGUAGGAAGGGCAAAGGAUCAGUGAGGAAAGCAUGAGUUGUAUUGAGGUGCUGACGAGUGGCUAUAUAGUGAAUAGAACAGGG